Eublepharis macularius is the source of this 1948-nucleotide messenger RNA. It is a transcript of the gene CCKAR, whose product is annotated as cholecystokinin A receptor. Gene Ontology annotation, biological process: neuropeptide signaling pathway. Bases 25 to 1305 code for a protein of 426 amino acids. The record is from RefSeq and is a predicted model, not a curated record. Lineage: Eukaryota; Metazoa; Chordata; Lepidosauria; Squamata; Eublepharidae. The transcript is spliced from 5 exons. Gene Ontology annotation, cellular component: membrane. Gene Ontology annotation, molecular function: gastrin receptor activity; neuropeptide receptor activity.
ACCAACCUUUGGAGAGUGAAAAGAAUGGAUAUUGUUAACAACAGCUUCUAUGAUAUCAGCACCAACUAUUCUGAUCUCCUGUGUGAGCUCUUCUCAGAAAAAGAUCCUUUUUUCUGCGGGAUUCGCUCUCAGCGUUUUAAAGACCUGGACCAGACAGUUCGGAUUCUGCUCUAUUCCUUGAUAUUCCUGCUCAGCGUCCUGGGCAACACUCUGGUGAUCAUAGUACUGAUUAGAAACAAACGAAUGAGGACUGUCACCAAUAUAUUCCUGCUCUCAUUGGCCAUCAGCGACCUCAUGCUCUGUUUCUUCUGCAUGCCCUUCACGCUCAUUCCUAACCUUCUGCAAGACUUUAUUUUUGGCAGCACCAUUUGCAAAAUUACCAGUUACUUCAUGGGCAUCUCCGUCAGUGUGUCCACAUUCAACCUGGUUGCAAUCUCUUUGGAGAGAUACAGUGCUAUUUGCAAACCACUGCAGUCCCGUGUCUGGCAGACAAAAUCACACGCCUUGAAGGUGAUUGCCCUCACCUGGUGCCUCUCCUUCACCAUCAUGACGCCCUACCCAAUUUACAGUAAUCUGGUGCCACUUGAGAACAGCACAGCAAACAUGUGUCGCUUCUUUUGGCCAAGCAAAGUGAUGCAGCAGUCUUGGUAUAUCUUCCAGCUGCUCAUCCUCUUUCUCAUCCCAGGGAUUGUAAUGAUGAUUGCGUACGGCCUCAUAUCCUUGGAACUCUACAGAGGAAUCAAAUUCGAUGUCAGUCAGAGGAAGUCUUCACGAGAAAGGAAAAGUAGCACCAGCAGCAACAGAGAUGAAGAAGGUGAUGGCUGCUACCUGCAAAAAAGUAAAAAAAAGAAGAAGAUGCCGCUGCAGUCACUCCCAGUGAACUCCAGUAGCAGCAAAAUCGACCGCCCGCGAAGCAGCACCUCGGCUGCCAACUUGCUGGCCAAGAAGCUGGUGAUUCGAAUGCUGGUUGUGAUUGUGAUCCUGUUCUUCAUCUGCUGGACUCCAGUCUUCAGUGUCAACACCUGGCGUGCCUUUGAUACCUGGUCUGCCAACCUGCUUCUCACGGGAGCCCCCAUUUCUUUCAUCCAUUUGCUGUCCUACACUUCCGCCUGCGUGAACCCAAUUAUUUACUGCUUCAUGAACAAACGCUUCCGCAUGGGGUUCCUGGCAACCUUCACCUGCUGUGCAAAGCAAAAACUUCCCGUGGCCAGAGCAGAUCUGGCUGAGGAGGAGGAAGGGAAGACCACAGGAGCGUCCCUCUCCAGGUACUCUUACACACACAUGAAUGCAUCUGCCCCACUGUGAAGGCGUCCAGUGGAAGGAAUGAAACAUUUUCUUUCCUGCUGCCUUGAUUUGUCUAAUAUGGUUUUGUAUGAAAAUACUCGAGCAAAUUGGGAAGGGGUAGGAGAUCAACAAUAUGCUGAAGUGCCAAUGCUCCCAUCAGAAAGACAUUUCAGCUUUGAAUCUCAAAAGAGAACAGAAAAUUUCACUCAGCUAGAACAGGCCAAUGCCAUUAGCCCUAAAGCUUCGCACAAACACAUCUUGUAACUCACAACAAUAAACGGUGUUUUUCAAAAGUAGAUUGGCCUGUUUUCCAGUCCAAAAAUUUGUCUUUCUAGUGUGCUCCACAUAAUGAGAUUCCGAAUGCCAGUCCAUGAGUCCAACUUUGUACGGUCACAUUCUGCAGCAAAAUACCAGCGUGUGUGAUGAAAUUCAAAACCUGGCUAUGUUUUCGGUUUUGCCAUUGGGCUUCAAUGCCUGGAAAAUUAUGAACACAUAGGAUAAUGAAGGACAGAAUAUUGAUGGUGCUCAGGAAAAUAAUAACGUGGAGCAGCAACGCUUUUUAUUUUCUCGUGUAGGGAAUGAACAAUAGAUACGAACUGAGCCAAUAGGCUCUGACAGUUCUUUAAUGCAUUGCUAUUUGUGACAAUUUGGUAUAAUAAAGAGU